AUGCCCUCACUCAAAAACUGUGGCAUCAACAUUUUGUUGAUUGCUCUAUUCGCAGCGAUCCUCGCCAUCGCUCACCAAACGCCACUUGUCAAUGGUAAAGAAGUUCAAGUUAGACACACUAAAGACGCUAUCCACAUUACCAUUAAUGUUGGAGAUAGUUCUUCAUCAUCAUCUUCACAAGGAGUUGAUCCAACUACUGAAUCCAUUGUUUCAAAAUUCAAACAAGUCAUUGGAAAGGAAGAAGAAAAGCAAUUGGCUGAAAAGUUCUUGCGUUUGGCAAGCAGAGUCAAGGCUAUUCAUGAUGCCAUUCCAGAAUCUAGUCAAGACGCACUCAUCAUGAAACAAGAAUUGUUGGCCAUUGUGAAGGAAUUCACAGUGAGAGCUGAACAUCCAGGUGCUGACUUGUUGAAGGAUACUUUGAAAGAUGUUGUUAAAGCUGGAGAAAAAGCUGCUUCCUCUGAUAACUCUGGAACACAAACUUUGUGGCUUUCCACUGCUAUUGGUAUUGCUAAUGGUGCCGUUAACUUUGUUGAUGGUAUUGGUACCUAUGCUGGAAAGAUUUCCAAAGUUUCUAAAUUCAUUUCUGGUCCAGUUGCCAACAAGUUGGACAAGUGGGGUCUUAAAGGAAUGAGUUCCUUCGCCAAAAACACUGGUAACGCUGUCGACAAGUUUGCCACUGAAAAAUUGAAGCCAUUCGAAGAUAAAAUUGCCAAGAAGAUUGCUCCAGUUGUCAAAUCCAAGGGAUUCCAAGCUGCCAAGAGAACAUUGAACGUUGUUGCUGGUGCACUCAGUAUUCGUAACGGUUUGAAGAAUUUGGGAAUGGUCAAGAACGUCAAAUUGCCAAGAUCAUUCAAGGCUCUCAAGGGAUCUUUGACCAAGGCUACUUCUGCACUCAAGAAUAGAAAGGCUAUCAUGAAUGUGAUUAGAAAGAGUCCAGCUAAGGCUCUCAAUAACUUUAAGAAGUUGAGUACUUUCAAGAAGUUGAGCACUGCUUGGGCAUUCAAGAGUGGUAUUGGUAAUAUUAAGAAGGGUCUCACUGGAAAUAAGCAACAACAAAACAAGCAAGCUAACAGAUCCACAAGAAAUUCUGGUAGAUCCUCAGGUAGAUCCUCAGGUGGUAGAUCGGGAAGAUCCUCAGGCGGUAGAAGCUCUGGAAGAUCUUCAGGAAGAUCAUCUGGUAGAAGCUCUGGAAGAUCCUCUGGUGGUAGAUCCUCAGGAGGUAGAUCGGGAAGAUCCUCUGGUGGUAGAAGCUCUGGAAGAUCCUCUGGCGGCCGUCGUAGAUAA
Messenger RNA from Naegleria lovaniensis, 1284 nucleotides. RefSeq lists its product as uncharacterized. The transcript has 3 exons. The record is from RefSeq and is a predicted model, not a curated record. Bases 1 to 1284 code for a protein of 427 amino acids. NCBI's taxonomy places the organism in Eukaryota, Heterolobosea, Eutetramitea, Acrasida, Naegleriidae.